Molecule: messenger RNA, 471 nt
Organism: Clonostachys rhizophaga
Lineage: Eukaryota; Fungi; Ascomycota; Sordariomycetes; Hypocreales; Bionectriaceae
Source: the annotation of a GenBank genome assembly
AUGGCCAGCUUCCUAAAGUCUAUCCUCCUCCUGAUCCAACUCUCAGGCCAAGCCCUUGCGCUUCCCUACUAUGACGACCCUCCCGCGCUCACGACGACCUCCGUCAGCACCCAAGCUUCCUUCGAGCGGCCCUACGAAACACUCGCCGCCCGCCGGGAGACAAACUCGACAAAGACUUCCUUUAUGCUGAGUUGCGAGGGCUUAGCCCUUGAUAGGACCAAUGGCCUGACCAAGUCGCCCCGGCUGUCCGCAAAUUGCCGACAGUUGAACGGCAGCACCCGGUGCGCCAGCAUCAACCUGAGCAACUGCAUCGCCAGCCGAGGGGGCACAUUGCGAUGGGAAAGGGACGGCAACUUCCACACCUCAUGCUGGGGGUGUGCACUCUACGGUAUUAAUCCUGGUUCUAUCACCUGCAAAUGCUACAAAGGCAAUGAUACGGUUGAUUAUACCUCCAUCUGGCUCCGUAAGUGA